This is a messenger RNA of Macrosiphum euphorbiae (potato aphid), 471 nucleotides long. NCBI's taxonomy places the organism in Eukaryota, Metazoa, Arthropoda, Insecta, Hemiptera, Aphididae. The record is from the annotation of a GenBank genome assembly.
AUGUAUAAGAUACGAAUGAGGGCCCCACAUUUUUUACUUGCCCCGGGCCCCGCAAAACCUAGAGCCGGCACUGAUAGACAGUAUGGCAAAAGAGGAUUCAUAAAAUACAGUAUAAGGGACUCACAAAAUGCAUUCCUUGUUUUAACUCCAACAGCGGAGGAGAUGGAGUUGACUUUGAAAAAGAUGGCUGAUAAAGGUCCAAUACAGCCAUGCGUGUUAGUUGUAGGAUCAUUAUUUGAUCCUAAAGAAAUACUAGUGUACUUUGACAAUAUUAAAUACAAAAUAUUUUCUGCCUAUAAGGCGUUUGAUGUAUGCUUCAAGAUAUUCCAUGUCUUCAACGUGGAGUAUCCUCUAGAAUCGGGUGACGUAUGGCUGUUCAUACAAACUUUUUUUUACAACAUACAAAUUAUUAAGUAUGAAAAAUCAAACGUAUUAUCAAAACAAAUUACCAAUGAAUUAAAAUCAAAAUAA